Messenger RNA from Colossoma macropomum (tambaqui), 1278 nucleotides. Its product is annotated as B-cell receptor CD22-like. The record is from RefSeq and is a predicted model, not a curated record. Lineage: Eukaryota; Metazoa; Chordata; Actinopteri; Characiformes; Serrasalmidae. The transcript has 7 exons. The coding region runs from base 1 to 1278 and encodes 425 amino acids.
AUGGGCUCCAGACUCUGUAAUCAGCUCUUUCAUGCAUCAUAUGUUUCAGGAGCUUUUGGAACAGAGUGGAGUGUGAAGUACAACCAACAGCGAAUAUGUGCUUUAAAAGGAUCCACAGUGUUUAUGAAUGGAACUUAUACUCACCCAGAACAUCUUACAGUCACAGAGACUUUUUGGUUCAUAGACCUAGAUAAGAUAACUGAUCUGAGUGCAGUCCCAGUUUAUUCAGGCAGAGCUGAGUAUUUCACUGAUGAACAGAAACACUUCUCCCUCAAACUGAGUGAUGUAAUGAAGAAGGAUGAGCAUCAGUACUACUUCAGAAUCAUAACAAAUGUAGAAAAAGAAAGAUGGCUGGGUACACCUGGAGUUCAGCUCAGAGUUACAGAGCUCCAUGUAAAAACUCCUGAAGAAGUGACAGAGGGAGAAACAACAGAUCUGACAUGUAAAACCACCUGCAGUCUGACUGACCCAGCAUUCAUCUGGUACAAAAAUGGACAUCCUUUAACCACAAAGACCAUCAAGAACAACCAGCUCCACCUGCAGACAGUCAGCAGUGAGGAUGCAGGCAGUUAUAGCUGUGCUGUAAGAGGAUAUCAACACCUCCACUCUACUGCUCACAACCUCAGAGUCAGACAUCCUCCAAAGAAUGUCUCAGUGUCCAUCCAUCCCUCUGAUGAAAUAGCAGUGGGCAGUUCAUUGACUCUGAGCUGCAGCAGUGAUGCAAACCCACCUGUGAAGAUCUACACCUGGUUUAAAGAAGGUGGAACCUCACCUGUAGGAUCUGGACAGAAUUACAGCAUCACUGCUGACCACACUGGACUGUACUACUGUGAAGCUCAAAAUGAACAUGGAGCUCAGAAGGGAACUCUGAUGAUCAUUGUUAAGAGUCAGAGUUUGUCUGCAGUCUGGAUUGCAGUGGGAGGAGGAAGCUUUCUCCUUAUUAUUGCUUUAAUCUGCAUCUGCAGAAUGAAGAAAAGAGCUGCUGUAACUGAUCACAGUAAAGCAAGACAGCUUCACUCCCAGGAUGAUGUCCUCUACACCAACAUUACACACAGCAGAUCCAGACCUGUCCAGGCUGCUGCUUCUGCUGACUCUGGAGCUGCUGAUGUUCUGUAUGAUACAGUCAGGAUUCAGAAUAAUGAAGUGACCAGCACUGACCAGCAGAGGGAGCCCCAAUAUGCCAGUGUUACAUUCCACUACCACACUGCUGCCACUGGGUCACCGACUCAGAACGUGGAAGAUCCCUCAGUGAUUUACAGCACAGUAAGAAAAGAUUAG